Pteropus alecto (black flying fox) is the source of this 2130-nucleotide messenger RNA. RefSeq names its product hypocretin receptor 1 (gene HCRTR1). The record is from RefSeq and is a predicted model, not a curated record. The transcript has 7 exons. Gene Ontology annotation, molecular function: orexin receptor activity. Gene Ontology annotation, cellular component: membrane. Gene Ontology annotation, biological process: feeding behavior; G protein-coupled receptor signaling pathway. Bases 131 to 1393 code for a protein of 420 amino acids. Lineage: Eukaryota; Metazoa; Chordata; Mammalia; Chiroptera; Pteropodidae.
GGGUCUGGAACCCCCAAAAGACCUGGGUGCAAGAUUCCGGGGCCUGAGGGAAGUGGGCCGAAGCCUGGCCCGGGCUCCCCUCCCUCCGCAGAGCCCAUGAUGCCCCUCUGCCGCAGCAGCUCCUGAGCUCAUGGAGCCCUCCGCCACCCUAGUAGCCCAGACUGGGGUCCCCACUGGCAGUGGAGAACCGUCUCCCGUGCCUCUCGACUACGAAGAUGAGUUUCUCCGCUAUCUGUGGCGCGAUUAUCUGUACCCGAAGCAGUACGAGUGGGUCCUCAUCAUCGCCUACGUGGCUGUAUUCCUCGUGGCUCUGGUUGGCAACACGCUGGUCUGCCUGGCCGUGUGGCGGAACCAUCACAUGAGGACUGUCACCAACUACUUCAUUGUCAACCUGUCCCUGGCUGAUGUGCUGGUGACAGCCAUCUGCCUGCCGGCCAGCCUUCUAGUAGACAUCACUGAGUCCUGGCUCUUCGGACCUGCCCUCUGCAAGGUCAUCCCCUAUCUACAGGCCGUGUCUGUGUCAGUGGCAGUGCUGACUCUCAGCUUCAUCGCCCUGGACCGCUGGUAUGCCAUCUGCCACCCGUUGUUGUUCAAGAGCACCGCCCGGCGUGCCCGUGGCUCCAUCCUAGGCAUCUGGGCUGUGUCGCUGGCUGUCAUGGUACCCCAGGCUGCUGUUAUGGAAUGCAGCAGUGUGCUGCCUGAACUAGCCAAUCGCACCCGGCUCUUCUCUGUCUGUGAUGAACGCUGGGCAGAUGACCUCUAUCCCAAGAUCUACCACAGUUGCUUCUUCAUUGUCACCUACCUGGCCCCGCUGGGCCUCAUGGCCAUGGCUUAUUUCCAGAUCUUCCGCAAGCUCUGGGGUCGCCAGAUCCCUGGCACCACAUCGGCCCUGGUGAGAAACUGGAAGCCGCCCUCAGACCAGCCGGAAGAGCAGGGGCAGGACCCCAGUGCAGAACCUCUGCCUAGGGCCCGGGCCUUCCUGGCUGAGGUGAAGCAGAUGCGUGCCCGGAGGAAGACAGCCAAGAUGCUGAUGGUAGUGCUGCUGGUCUUUGCCCUCUGCUACCUGCCCAUCAGUGUCCUCAAUGUCCUUAAGAGGGUGUUCGGGAUGUUCCACCAAGCCAGCGACCGAGAAGCUAUCUAUGCCUGCUUCACCUUCUCCCACUGGCUGGUGUAUGCCAACAGCGCUGCAAACCCCAUCAUCUACAACUUCCUCAGUGGUAAAUUCCGGGAGCAGUUUAAGGCUGCCUUUUCCUGCUGCCUGCCUGGCCUGGGUCCCUGCGGCUCUCUGAAAGCCCCCAGCCCCCGCUCCUCUGCUAGCCUGCACAGCCGGUGCUCCGUCUCCAAAGUCUCAGAGCACGUGGUGCUCACCAGCGUCACCACGGUGCUGCCUUGAGCAAGGGCUAUUGGCUCCUGGGGGACCAGCCCCUACUCCUUGUGGAAGGACUGUUGGAUGCAGUGCAAGGCCAGGGCUCCAGUCCUGGUUUUCUACCUGUUUGACUCUGGGCAAGUCACUUCCCUUCUCUCUGUGUCCCCUGAACAGGACUGAUGUGAGGAUUAAGCAUGCUCAAGAAAGUGGAAAGCAAUUUGUAAAGUGUAAAGUGUUGUGGACAAGAUUAUCGUUGCAUUCCUCUCACUUGGCCAUAUGCCACAGUACCAUCCAUCCUCAUCAUCCUUGCAGAGCUUGGCCUUCCUCCCAAACACCCCUCUCCUACCCAAUUACCAGCCUUCCCUGGAGUCUGCUAGAAGGGCCCCAGCAGGCAUUUCCAUCUGGCCCAGUGGCUCCCUAAAGCCUCGGCUAGACUUGGCCAGCCACUCUGAUGCCCGGUGAACUCAUCUGGGCCCAGCCCUUCUCCUGUGGGAACACAGCCCCAUGCUCACCAGGUGCCAAGCGCACGCACUGUAGACCGGACCCUUUUGGCUUUGUGGUGUGAUAAAACACUUUCCAUGUUGCCAUUUAGCAUGGAGGACAGCAGCCCGAAGCAAUUGUAAUUAAAAGCCUGGCACUGAAUGUUCCCUUUCCUUGUAAUUGCACAAAAUCUAUGCUUAGGUUAGGAACAAGGAAGGUGGGGAAGUCAGUGCAGGGGUGCAGGUGGGGAAGGAAAACAGGCAGCACUGGAAUGCUGUUACCUA